Messenger RNA from Lepus europaeus (European hare), 2216 nucleotides. RefSeq names its product cAMP responsive element binding protein 3 like 1 (gene CREB3L1). The record is from RefSeq and is a predicted model, not a curated record. Gene Ontology annotation, biological process: regulation of transcription by RNA polymerase II. Gene Ontology annotation, molecular function: DNA-binding transcription factor activity, RNA polymerase II-specific; cAMP response element binding. The transcript has 12 exons. NCBI's taxonomy places the organism in Eukaryota, Metazoa, Chordata, Mammalia, Lagomorpha, Leporidae. Bases 74 to 1804 code for a protein of 576 amino acids.
GCUCGGCGCUGGGCGCGCCGCCGCCCUGGAGUGAGGGACGCCCAGCCGGAGGGGGUCCCCCGAGCCGGCCGCGAUGGACGCCGUCCUGGAGCCCUUCCCGGCCGACAGGCUGUUCCCCGGAUCCAGCUUCCUGGACCUGGGGGAUCUCAACGAGUCGGAUUUCCUCAACAAUGCGCACUUUCCCGAGCACCUGGACCACUUUGCCGAGAACAUGGAGGACUUCUCCAACGACCUGUUCAGCAGCUUCUUUGAUGACCCUGUGCUGGAUGACAAGAGCCCUCUACUGGACAUGGAGCUGGACUCCCCAGCGCCAGGCAUCCAGGCUGAGCACAGCUACUCCCUGAGCGGGGACUCGGCGCCCCAGAGCCCUCUUGUGCCCAUCAAGAUGGAGGACACCACCCAAGAUGUGGAACCCGGAGCCUGGGCACUAGGACACAAACUGUGCUCCAUCAUGGUGAAGCAAGAGCAGAGCCCGGAGCUGCCCGUGGACCCUCUGGCCGCCUCCUCGGCCAUGGCCGCUGCUGCGGCCAUGGCCACCACGCCGCUGCUGGGCCUCAGCCCCCUGUCCAGGCUGCCCAUGCCCCCCCAGGCCCCAGGAGAGAUGACUCAGCUGCCAGUGAUCAAAGCAGAGCCCCAGGAGGCGAACCAGUUCCUCAAAGUGACACCAGAGGACCUGGCCCAGAUGCCUCCGACGCCCCCCAGCAGCCAUGGCAGCGACAGCGACGGCUCGCAGAGUCCCCGCUCUCUGCCCCCCUCCAGCCCUGUCCGGCCCAUGGCCCGCUCCUCCACCGCCAUCUCCACCUCCCCACUCCUCACUGCCCCUCACAAACUCCAGGGGACAUCCGGGCCACUGCUGCUGACCGAGGAGGAGAAGCGCACCCUGAUUGCCGAGGGCUACCCCGUCCCCACCAAGCUCCCCCUCACCAAGGCCGAGGAGAAGGCCCUGAAGAGGGUCCGGAGAAAAAUCAAGAACAAGAUCUCAGCCCAGGAGAGCCGCCGGAAGAAGAAGGAGUACGUGGAGUGCCUAGAAAAGAAAGUAGAGACUUUCACAUCGGAGAACAACGAGCUGUGGAAGAAGGUGGAGACCCUGGAAAACGCCAACAGGACCCUGCUCCAGCAGCUGCAGAAACUGCAGACUCUGGUCACCAACAAGAUCUCCAGGCCUUACAAGAUGGCCGCCACGCAGACCGGGACCUGCCUCAUGGUGGCAGCCCUGUGCUUCGUCCUGGUGCUGGGCUCCCUCGUGCCCUGCCUGCCUGAGUUCUCAUCCGGCUCCCAGACUGUGAAGGAAGACCCCAUCACGGACAGCGUCUACACGGCCAGCCAGAUGCCCUCCCGGAGCCUCCUGUUCUACGACGAAGGGGCGAGCUCCUGGGAAGACACCCGCAGCGCCCUGCUGCCCGUGGAGCCCCCGGAUGGCUGGGAAAUUAAGCCAGGGGGGCCGGCCGAGCCACGGCCCCAGGACCACCUGCAGCACGACCACCUGGACAACACCCACGAGACCACCAAGUACCUGAGCGAAGCCUGGCCGGAAGACGUCAGCGGCAAUGGCAGCAGCCCUGACUUCUCCCACCCCAAGGAGUGGUUCCACGACAGGUGGGGACCUGGGCCCCAACACCACCAUCAAACUCUCCUAGGCCCCUCGGAGACCCAGGACACAGGACGUCCCCCUGACCGGAUCCAGCACGCACCCCGCCCCUGGGGCUUCCCGCCCCGGGAGCGCCUCGCCCCAGCCCUUCCCAAUCCCCUCUCUCCCCCCGACCUCUGGCCUGUCCCCUUGGGCCGACCACUCUGUCCCCACUGACCGUCCCUCUCAGAUACACCACUCACCGGCCCGCCCCUGCGCCCUGUUCACCAUGACCGCUAGGACCACUGCCCCGCCCCCCACCUCCCACUGUACAGAGACCAAGAACAGGAAUUGUUUGUAAAUAAUGAACCUUAUUUUUUAUUAUUGCCAGUCCCCUAAGAUAUUGUAUUUUACAAAUCUCCCACCUCCCCCACCCCUCCCUUGUUUUAUAUUUUAUAAAGUUAGUGCGGGCUUUGCUGUCCCCAGGGCCAGGAAGGAGGGGCUUCCCCACCCCCACACCUGGCCUGCCCCUGCUGCUGCCCAUGCCACUGGGCCUUUUUAAUUGCCAAACUGCUCUGUCCCACAGCUCAGCACACGCUUCAAAAGGCAAAAUUUAAAAAAAAAAAAAAAAAAAACAGAUCAGCAUCAA